CUAAUCUCAUCAUCAUCGGAUCUAAUCCUAUUCCCUUGUGUUGUGCCUCCAAAAGUCACGUGCGACGACGCGUUGUCACGUGUCGACACCGUGUUGGGCCUUUGUGUAUAAGAAUGCGUGUGGGUUUGGGUGUUAAGGUGUCGUUGGGUGUGAUCGGUGUGAGUCUAAUAUUUGCAGUGCUGAAAAUGUCGCAGUUGUUGGACAAAGCCAAAAACUAUGUUGCGGAGAAAGUCACGAACAUGCCCAAGCCCGAGGCGAGUGUCACCGACGUGGAUUUCAAGCGCGUGAGCCGCGACAGCGUCGAGUACUUGGCUAAGGUCUCUGUUUCCAACCCUUAUUCCACUCCCAUUCCCAUUUGUGAGAUCAAGUACUCCCUCAAAAGUGCUGGCAAGGAGAUAGCAUCAGGGACAAUACCUGACCCAGGGUCACUGAAGGCAAGUGACACAACAAUGCUGGAUGUGCCAGUGAAGGUGCCUCAUAGCAUAUUACUGAGCUUGGCAAAGGACAUUGGUGCAGAUUGGGACAUUGAUUACCAAUUGGAUCUUGAUCUAGUUAUUGACCUUCCUGUCAUUGGCAACUUCACCAUUCCUCUUUCUCAGAAGGGAGAGAUAAAGCUCCCAACCCUCUCUGACAUGUUUGCCUGAUUCCAACAAAAGACAUAGAAGAAAGAAAAUAAAUCAAUAAAUACACCCUCCAUCAUAUUUUCCUGUUGUAUCAAUUUGGAUUUUAGUUUUUGUUUUCACACUUCAUUAUGCCUUUUUUUCUUUCUUUCCUUUGUGGAUGCUUUAAAGUAUAAACUACACAUCAUAAUAUUUCAUAUAACAGACAUGGUUUUGGUA
Messenger RNA from Glycine soja, 839 nucleotides. RefSeq names its product desiccation protectant protein Lea14 homolog. Bases 114 to 644 code for a protein of 176 amino acids. The record is from RefSeq and is a predicted model, not a curated record. The transcript is spliced from 2 exons. Lineage: Eukaryota; Viridiplantae; Streptophyta; Magnoliopsida; Fabales; Fabaceae. Gene Ontology annotation, biological process: response to desiccation. Gene Ontology annotation, cellular component: cytosol.